CCGAGGACCUGAAGAGGGGGGGGGGGGGGGACUGGAGGGUCCUCAGGGGUCCAACACGUGGUCCAAGGACCUAUGGAAGGACGGUAUUAGAGGACACAUUAAGGCUCUCCAUGACGUCUUCUUCCCUCAACUCCAGCGCCGGAGGAGCCGAGGAGGGGGGGCAGUGCAUCGUCAACGACCAGAUGGGACCCUUCACCGUCCUCUACAUCCUCGUCUUCAUCAUCGGCAUGCCUGGAAACCUGCUGUCUGUGUGGAUCUUCAUCCACAGCCCCAAAGCCUGCAAGAGCUUCAGCGUCUACCUGCUCAACCUGCUGCUGGCCGACCUGCUGCUGCUGCUCGCGCUGCCCUUUAAGAUCCUGAAGGAUGCGGGCGCGGCGCCGUGGAGCCUCAUGGUGUUUCACUGCCAGGCCAGCGCCGUCGUCAUCUACAUCAGCCUCUACGCAUCCAUCGUCUUCCUCGCCUUCAUCAUCAUCGACCGCUACCUGCAGGACAGCCACAGUCUGUGCUCUCUGCGGCUGCAGCAGGUCGGCUUCGCCCGGCUGCUGUCGCUGGUCGUCUGGUCCCUGGUGCUGCUCAUCAUGGUGCCCAACAUGGUUCUGCCCGUCCAGCACGUACAGGUACUGUAGUACUACAGUAGUACUACAGUAGUACUACUGUAGUGGAAAAAACUUCUGUUACUAUCACUACUUAUGCUUCUACUAGAGCUACUUAAUGUCGGGUUCCUGGUGAUGGACGGAUUACCGAUCGGGCCGACAGAGUUUGAGUCUCUGUUUAAAGUUACUGCUAACAUUAGCAACAAGCAGAGCUAGCACAGAGACGCUAAAUGAACAGUUAACAAAAGAAACACAAAGGGAUACUAAACGAGUCCGAAGAGACACAAAACGACCAAAAAGAGAUGCAAAAAC
Molecule: messenger RNA, 905 nt
Organism: Anarrhichthys ocellatus (wolf-eel)
Lineage: Eukaryota; Metazoa; Chordata; Actinopteri; Perciformes; Anarhichadidae
Product: probable G-protein coupled receptor 171
Exons: 4
Coding region: 111-626 (171 amino acids)
Biological process (GO): G protein-coupled receptor signaling pathway
Cellular component (GO): membrane
Molecular function (GO): G protein-coupled purinergic nucleotide receptor activity
Source: RefSeq, a predicted model, not a curated record